Molecule: messenger RNA, 3960 nt
Organism: Poecile atricapillus (Black-capped chickadee)
Lineage: Eukaryota; Metazoa; Chordata; Aves; Passeriformes; Paridae
Gene: DCLK2
Product: doublecortin like kinase 2
Exons: 17
Coding region: 483-2804 (773 amino acids)
Biological process (GO): intracellular signal transduction; protein phosphorylation
Molecular function (GO): protein kinase activity; ATP binding
Source: RefSeq, a predicted model, not a curated record
CCGGGCCGCCGGCGCCGCUCUCGCCGGAUUCGCGGCGGCUGCUUCCCCCGCCGGGAGCCGGGAGGCCGAGCGGUGCUGCCGCCGCCCCUGCUGCAGGACCAGAGCCGGAGCUGCCGGAACAGGCGCUCCGGCCCCACGGCCGCUGCCCGCCGGAGCCAGCAGGGAAGGGGCUGAGCAGGGCACCCGCGCAUUGUGCGAGCCCGCAUGGGCACGGCGGGGGCGCGGCCGCGGGGCUCCUGCCAGCCUCUCUCUCGGCCCCCGGCAUCGCCCGUAGCCGGGGGGCGCCGCGCUCGGCCGUGAGGGAUGCUUUUGUGCGCGGCCGCGGGCGCAGCAGCGGGUAGCGGCGGCUCCGGCGGGGCCGGGGCUGCUCUGGCGGGGCAGGUCGGGCGCGAUGCUCUGUUAGGCGGCCCGAGCCCUUGCGAGCGCGGCGGGCAGGCGUAGCAGCCCGUAGCGGAGCUGGGAGGGCGGGCAGGCGGCUCCCCAUGGCGAGCAGCCGGAGCAUCGAGCUGGAGCACUUCGAGGAGCGGGACAAGCGGCAGCAGCGGUCCGGGCCGCGGCGCGGAGGCUCCGGGUCCGGCGGCGGAGCGGGGCCGCGGGGCAAUGGGCUGGUGCCCAGCCCGGCCCACAGCGCGCACUGCAGCCUCUACCGCACCCGCACCCUGCAGGCGCUCAGCUCCGAGAAGAAGGCGCGCAAAGCCCGCUUCUACCGCAACGGGGACAGGUACUUCAAGGGCUUGGUGUACGCCAUCUCCCCCGACCGCUUCCGAUCCUUCGACGCCCUCCUGGUGGAGCUCACCCGCUCCCUGUCGGACAACGUGAACCUGCCCCAGGGGGUCCGCACCAUCUACACCAUCGAUGGCAGCAAGAAGAUCACCAGCCUGGACGAGCUGGUGGAAGGUGAAAGCUAUGUGUGUGCAUCCAAUGAACCAUACCGCAAAGUUGAUUACACCAAGAAUGUCAACCCCAACUGGUGUGUGAACAUAAGGACUGGGUCCAGCCGGUCCUUGACGUCUUUGACAUCCACGAGGAGUGAAGUGAAGGAGAGUAAAGAUUUCAUUAAACCUAAAUUGGUGACUGUUAUUAGGAGUGGGGUAAAGCCACGGAAAGCUGUGAGAAUUCUGCUGAACAAGAAGACUGCUCACUCCUUCGAUCAGGUCUUGAAUGACAUCACCGAAGCCAUUAAGUUAGACUCGGGUGUAGUCAAGAGACUUUGUACACUGGAUGGGAAGCAGGUAACGUGCUUGCAGGACUUCUUUGGAGAUGACGACGUCUUCAUCGCGUGUGGGCCGGAGAAGUACCGGUAUGCUCAGGAUGACUUCGUGUUGGAUCACAGUGAAUGUCGUGUUAUGAAGUCUUACUCCCGCUCCUCUGCCGUGAGACACGCUGCAUCCAAAAGUCCAGGACCUUCACGUCGGAGCAAAUCCCCUGCCUCAGUAAAGAGGAGUGGCCACUCCAGUGCUCAUUCUUCAGCAAAAUCCCCAGUUAAUGGAACCCCAAGCAGUCAGUUAUCCACUCCAAAAUCUACAAAGUCCUCCAGUUCUUCACCAACAAGUCCAGGCAGCUUUCGUGGACUCAAGAUCUCCCCACAUGGUGGAUCUUCUUCCAACGUGAAUGGUGUACCUGAAUCACUCCCUUGCCAGAGUCCCGAAGGCUUGAAUGGAAACAAGUUCUCAGGGUCAUCUACCAUUCUUGAGAAGUAUAAAGUGGGGAAGGUGAUUGGUGACGGCAAUUUCGCUGUUGUAAAGGAGUGCGUGGAACGAUCCACAGGAAAGGAGUUUGCCCUGAAGAUCAUAGACAAGGGCAAGUGCUGUGGGAAGGAGCACCUGAUUGAAAACGAAGUGUCUAUUCUGCGCCGAGUGAAGCACCCAAACAUCAUCAUGCUCAUAGAGGAGAUGGACACCCCCACAGAGCUCUACCUGGUGAUGGAGCUGGUCAAGGGAGGAGACUUAUUUGAUGCCAUCACUUCAUCUACAAAAUACACAGAGAGAGAUGGGAGUGCCAUGGUCUACAAUUUAGCCAGUGCUCUCAAAUACCUGCAUGGUCUCAACAUUGUGCACAGAGACAUCAAACCAGAAAAUCUUCUGGUGUGUGAAUAUUCAGAUGGAACCAAGUCUUUGAAGCUUGGAGACUUUGGACUGGCGACGGUGGUCGAAGGCCCUUUGUACACUGUCUGUGGGACACCCACCUAUGUGGCUCCAGAAAUCAUUGCAGAGACAGGGUAUGGCUUAAAGGUGGAUAUUUGGGCUGCAGGUGUGAUCACGUACAUCCUGUUGUGUGGAUUCCCACCUUUUCGCAGUGAAAACAACCUUCAGGAAGACCUCUUUGAUCAGAUACUUGUGGGGAAGCUGGAAUUUCCCUCUCCCUACUGGGAUAACAUCACUGAUUCAGCAAAGGAGCUAAUCAGCCUGAUGCUACAUGUGAAUGCUGAAGCCCGGUACACAGCAGCACAGAUCCUAAGCCAUCCCUGGGUGUCAGAUGAUGCUUCCCAGGAGAAUAAUAUGCAAGCUGAAGUAACAGGUAAACUGAAGCAGCACUUUAAUAACACCCUACCCAAGCAAAAUAACACAUCUGCUGGGGUUUCUGUCAUCAUGAACACAGCUCUAGAUAAAGAGAGUCAGAUUUUCUGCAGCAAGCGCUGUCAGGACUCUGGUAGAGCUGGAAUGGAGAAAAUUUCUGCAAUUGCUGCUGCAGCUGCUGAUCCUCGUGUGGCUGGGUCCGAGCCCCUCCUCCCUGCUGCUCCUGAGCCACUCCGGUCCCCCACGCUGCCUUCUCCUGAGCUUGCUGGGGAUCAGCCUGGUGCCUAGGACUGGGGAAGACAAAUCCAACUGAAGCUCCCCACACUCUGGCCACAGUUUUCUUCAUUUCCUGUGACUGUUUUCAGUUUGUGUGCACCUCUCAUGGCAAGCCCCAGCCGGGUCUGAUCCUCUCUCAACACAGUGGGUGAACGAACCACAUCUUGGGAACAGCAGUAAGGGAAAGACUCUGGCAAUGUUAGGUGGUUUUUUAAGUUCUCUGUGUUAAUUAUUAAUUCCAUUUCACACAGUCUUGGGCUCUAAAUAGACUAACUUAUGGUGUAGCUAACCAUAUUUUUAUAUGAGCAGUGAGGUGGGGAACAGCUACCUGGCCUCGCUUCCACCAGCAGGCCCUGUUCUGUUCUUCUGAUGGGAAUUCUCAGAGAAGUGGGAGAGGCAGACAAAGGAAGCAAACUUCUAUUUGCCUUCAAUUCCAAUGCCUCUAUUUUUAGCCAAGUUUCUACUAAACUUGAAGAGGCAAAUUAUCACGAUUUUUUUAGUGGAAUAACUGUAAAAUACAAUGAGACAAACAUUUGGAGAUAGAGAUGGAAGGAUGGUUGUUUUCCAUCAAGUUUGUUAUCUGAUUUGCAGGCAGGGUAGUGUUUAGAUAAUAUGAAUUUAAAUAAAGUAACUUGGGAUGUAAACAUGAGCAGUGGACAUUUAUUUGUUACGAAAACUGGAGUGAAGGAAACCUUUUUGCUUUAGCCAUUUUCUAUCCUAACCACAAGUGUCCCAUCCACACCUUUCUCCAGGGUCAGACUACCUGUUAGAUAAAAUAAAAUAAAAUUACUUUGGGCCUGUGAAGGGAAAGCCUGCUGCAUGUUAUCCAAGCUAUGAUGAACUGAGCAGCUCCUAAUUCUAGGACAAGAUGAUAGAGGAGCUGCCAUCAAUAGCCAUCAGAGGUUUGUCAGUGCUAUCCCCCUAUUCACCUGGUGCAGGCACUGGAAACCAGGAUUGGGAGGCAGCUCUCCUUAAUCUGCAGUCACAAAAUAGACAAGGUUUUCUCUUUACCGUAAUGCUUAGUUCAAUAGAGUAUGUAUUCGGCUUAAUCCUUUUCCUUUGCUCGUUCUUAUUCAUUGGUCAUAGUUCAUUUUCUCUUAGCUAUACUUUCUACUAGAAUUGUAAGAGAAAGGCCUGCAAUAAACUUUCUUCAUUAAAAAAAACAAAA